Messenger RNA from Jaculus jaculus (lesser Egyptian jerboa), 2856 nucleotides. RefSeq names its product homeobox D12 (gene Hoxd12). Bases 1149 to 1967 code for a protein of 272 amino acids. Gene Ontology annotation, molecular function: DNA-binding transcription factor activity, RNA polymerase II-specific; sequence-specific double-stranded DNA binding. Lineage: Eukaryota; Metazoa; Chordata; Mammalia; Rodentia; Dipodidae. The transcript is spliced from 2 exons. Gene Ontology annotation, biological process: regulation of DNA-templated transcription. The record is from RefSeq and is a predicted model, not a curated record.
UUGGCGGUCUAACCAAUUCCAGCUUGGCUUAGGGACCAUGGGCCCUGCUGCAGGCUAGAGCAGACUCCCAUCGAGAGGUCUCUGGAGACUUUGAUACCCUAGGCAGGAGAAACUUCCUGGGCCAUCAGGAUUAAACAGGAGGGCCUGCUGUGAGGGACCCUUAUCCUUCCUGCGCCCCAGUUUGCCAGACCUGAGGAUGCGCCAGUCGCCUGCAAGCCCAAGAAAAGGAAUGCUGCUAGCUGAUGGCCUUGGUGCACCUCCUCUUCUCAGACCAGGUGGUUCUGGCUUUUCUACCCUUUCACACUAAGUCUCUCCACUCUGUCUCCAUGGGGUGGAUGGACACUUCCUACUGCUGGCUUACAGGGCACACUGCCUAAGGUGACUCUGAGACAUAAAAGGAAUGUAGCUUUUUGGCCACGAUUGGUUCCUCAAGCUGCCGGAUUACCUGCUGGAUCUGGAUGACCAAGUUCUUGGGGACAAACACCAGGAGUGGUGUGAAGCAUCCUUCCUGGGCGCCAUACAGUUUGUGACGCCCUUCUCCACCAUUCGGUAAAUUUCUUGGAGUGUGUCUGCUUGGGGACCCCACAAUCGCGUAGUCUUGUUGCUAGAGUAUCCGGCGAGACACAUCUUGAAAGGUCAUGUCUAUGAAAGGAAUUGGGAUAGAAGUGUGGUAUUGAUCAAAUCCAGGGAGACUUGGUGGCCCUGCCAGACCCUCUCCAGCCAAUCCCUGAGGUAAGCUUACUGGGAAAUGUCUAGGCUACCACUUAAAUCCGGUAGAAGUGAGCCCAGUCCAGGUAGUCGGAGAAAAACGGAGCCUAAAAGCCAAUCAGGACCAGGAAAAGUCCCAAGGGACACCUGGGCAAAGUUACCCUGAGUCCAGCUACCGAAACCCGGUCCUCAGAGGCUAGGCCUUCCCUCAGCAAGCUCCGUUUCUGCGGGCAGCCUCGUCUUUUCGCCAUCAAACAUUGCGGGUGUUAUCUUAAUACCCUGAAGGGGGGGAAUACGGGUCGGGGGGAUGUAGGCGGUGCUGAAAUGACCGGCUUUGAAGAACCUGCAGGCAAAAUUUCGUCCAAUCGUCUGAGCCUGUCCUCUUAUUCCGGGUUGUAACUAAAUACUGUUGCAAGAGCAGCCGAAGCCCUUUGUUGGAGAUGUGUGAGCGCAGUCUCUACAGAGCGGGCUAUGUGGGCUCGCUUCUGAAUCUGCAGGCUCCCGACUCUUUCUACUUUUCCAACCUGCGACCCAAUGGAGGUCAACUGGCCUCACUUCCCCCCAUCUCCCCUUACCCGCGCGGUGCGCUGCCCUGGGCCGCCACGCCCGCCUCGUGCGCCCCCGCUCAGCCCGCCAGCGCCACUGCCUUUGGAGGCUUCACGCAGCCCUACCUGGCUGGCUCGGGGCCUCUUGGUCUGCAGCCUCCAGGCGCCAAGGACGGAGCCGAAGAGCAGGUCAAGUUCUAUGCGGCCGAGGCAGCCCCGGGGUCCGAGGAGCGCGGCCGCAGCAGGCCGCCCUUGGCGCCCGAGGCCAGCCUGGCCCCUGCCGCCGCGGCUGCGCUCAAAGCGGCCAAGUACGACUACGCGGGUGUGGGCCGAGCCGCGCCGGGCUCAGCGACCCUGCUGCAGGGGGCCCCCUGCGCCGCCGGCUUCAAGGAAGACUCCAAGGGCCCGCUCAACUUGAACAUGACAGUGCAAGUGGCGGGUGUCGCCUCUUGCCUGCGAUCUUCGCUGCCCGACGGCCUGCCAUGGGGGGCCGCCCCAGGGAGGGCCCGCAAGAAGCGGAAACCGUACACGAAGCAGCAGAUUGCAGAACUGGAGAACGAAUUCCUCCUCAACGAAUUCAUCAACCGGCAGAAGCGCAAGGAAUUGUCUAACAGGCUGAACCUCAGCGACCAGCAGGUCAAAAUCUGGUUCCAGAAUCGGCGGAUGAAAAAGAAGCGUGUGGUGCUGCGCGAGCAGGCGCUGGCGCUCUAUUAGCUGCGGCUGCGCCAGGCCUGCCCUUCAGGACCGAGGCCUGGCGUGAGGAGGAGGUGCCGGAGCUCCAGCCUUCUCUGCGGGUCCCACAUAGCCUUCCACUCAAUCUGCAGCCCCAACGGGCAGCAAGAGAUUUGGAGAUGAGGCUAGCUGGGCCCCUCUGCAUUCUCUGAGAAGUAGCUCCUAAGGGAUGUUUGGGGGAUUUCAAGCCAACAUUGGCUUUAAAGGACUCCACGUGGGGCCUGGGGUCACCUGUCCUUGCUGUUGUCUGUAACACUUGCAUCCAGGGCUCACUAUUGAAUCCUUAUACUCUGACUUCUCCAGGUUGCAAACUGUUAGUUCUCUUUUAACCCCUUGCUCUAGCUCUUUCCAGGCGUAACAGGCGCCUAGCUAGAGCUGAGAGAGGAAGGGAACAUAGGAAGUCUCCCGAGCCUUGGUCGCAGUGGAAAGAGCUACAGAUAACUUCAGUCUCUUGAGCAGAAACCCUUUGUGCCAAAGCCAGAUUUCCAUCCUGAAGAAAGCAAAACGCUUAAUUUUCCCUCCCGUCUGCCCUGGAUAAUUCGGGGGAGACAAAAGCCACCCUAGACCUCAAACUUGGGGAAAGGAGACUGAGUAUUUUGGAAUCUCAGCCGGGAAAAUCUCAGCCUUUCAGAUGAGUAGAAUGGUCUACAAGACUUCCUUCUCAGAAAUGAGAUAAGAGAGGCUGGAAUAACAGAACAAACCACAAUCUUUAGGCAAGGCUGGCAAAAUUCUCCCACAUCUCCAACCUCAUGCCUGGGCCAAGCCCAUGUGCCUCGUAACUAGACCCCCGUAGCUGAGCUGUGGUCAGGGUAGAGCUACUGGUCUGCUUUGAGGCUUCGCUGCACAAAGAAGAGGAAAUGAUAUGCCUGGG